Westerdykella ornata is the source of this 1458-nucleotide messenger RNA. RefSeq lists its product as uncharacterized. The record is from RefSeq and is a predicted model, not a curated record. Lineage: Eukaryota; Fungi; Ascomycota; Dothideomycetes; Pleosporales; Sporormiaceae. The coding region runs from base 205 to 1272 and encodes 355 amino acids. The transcript is spliced from 2 exons. Gene Ontology annotation, biological process: protein N-linked glycosylation. Gene Ontology annotation, molecular function: glycosyltransferase activity. Gene Ontology annotation, cellular component: Golgi membrane.
GUAGACUGCUGCCACAUUCCAGACUUCUUUCCCACCGCACGCAAUUCAUUCUUUUGCAUUCUUCGCGUCGCAAUUUGAACAUAGCGCUCCUCAUUAUCUAUCCAGCUACACAUCCCUAUCCAGGACAUUCGACGACGGCCAUCCGGUACUGACUUAUCCCCUGAGUGGGAGACCUCCCUGGGGCACACUCUCUCCACCACCACCAUGAUCUCCACUGGACGAAUAACGCUCCCCCCCGCGGGGCUCGCCAUCAAAGCGACCCUCACCCUCGUCCUCUUCAUCCUCCUCAUCGAACUCUUCUCCACCUCGCACCCCAUCACCUCGCGCGUGCUCCCGCCCUCAAAAACCGGGCCCAACCUCAUCCACCACGGCAACAACCGCUGCCUGCCGCGCGCCGACGAAACCCUCACCACGCUCGCCCUCCAAUUCCGCGAAUCCUGCGCGGAGUACUCCCCCCACGAACCCUCCCAAGGCCGCAUCGGCGUCGUGACGGCGCAAUUCGGCAACCCCGAGGCGCACUACUCCAAGGCCCUGCAGACGCACCACCUGCACAGCAUGAUCCACAGCACGGAGCUGCACGUCAUGUGCGAGCAGAUGAUUGACGACCUGUGGAACAAGCCGGCCUUCCUUCUCGCGCUGCUGCUCGACGAGAUGCUCAAACCCGCGCACCAGCGCCUCGAAUGGAUCUUCUGGGUGGACCGCGACACGGUGAUACUCGACCAAUGCCGCCCCAUCUCGUCCUUCUUCCCGCCGCCGCCCAAGGACCCAAAGGCGGAGAUCAAGACGCACAUGGUCGCCACAAAGGACUGGAACGGCCUCAACAACGGCAUCUUCGCCAUGCGCGUCAGCCACUGGAGCAUCAACCUCCUCAUGGACAUUCUCGCCUUCCGCGACUACCGGCCCGACGUCCAGCUCACCUUCACCGAGCAGUCGGCCAUGGAGCUCGUCCUGCAGAUGCCCAAGUUCGCGCCCCACGUGCAGUAUGUGCCGCACGAAUGGUUCAAUGCGUAUCCGCACGGCGAGGCGACCGAGUACGAGACGGCGGAGAGCAAUGACGGGUGGGAGCGGUACCAUGCGAGGAGGGGGGAUUUCCUGGUGCAUUUCGCGGGCCGCGGGGAUCGCUCGAGGGAGAUGAAUGAGUGGAUUAGGGUGGCGAGGAAGAUGGGGAACAUCUGGGCCGGCAACGGGACGAGGGUGCAGCGGAACGUGACGCCCGAUGUGCAGAAGUUUUGGGCCAAGUUGGAGGAGGACAGGAGGAGGAUUAGUGAUUAGGGGCGGGACUUUUGGUUUUGCGAGUGGUUUGUUUUUCUUUCUUUUCCCUCUCUCUUUUCAUCUCUCUUUUUUCAUUCGGCCUGUAUAUAUAUGUUGGAUUUCGGAUCCGCGGUUGGGCGUUCGAAGGCGUGCGUUGCAUCCCAGGGUUGUUGGGUCGUUGUCGCGCAUCUAUUCACCAGCUUUUGA